Messenger RNA from Procambarus clarkii (red swamp crayfish), 9303 nucleotides. RefSeq names its product enolase-phosphatase E1. Lineage: Eukaryota; Metazoa; Arthropoda; Malacostraca; Decapoda; Cambaridae. Gene Ontology annotation, molecular function: protein binding. The record is from RefSeq and is a predicted model, not a curated record.
UAUGCAGCGCCUAGUUGCCCAAGAGCCUGACUUGGCCCCAGCCGGCCACAAACUCUCUCUCUUUCUCUCUCUCUCUCUCCUUCUCCCUGCCUCUCUCUCUCUCUCUCACUCUCUCGGCCUGGUGUUAUUUAUAUACAGGCCGCGUGUGCUGUGAAGUUCCCCGGACUGCUGUGCAAGUAGUGUCCUAGUGCGUGUUCACCAGGUGUGAGGGGCACAGACCCCACAACAUGACUGUGUGACAUCAAAUACGCAGUGAAUCAGGCGUGUCCAGCCUCCUGGUAGUCGGGAUCGUAACGAACCAUUCGGGUGCCUGAAAAAAAAUGUAAAAAAUCCCGGAAUUAGUGUUGCUUGCGGUGUUUAAAGUGGAACAUUGGAGCAAAACGUUACAAAUUUAGCAGCGUGUGUGGCUGGAGCAAGAGGAGCCCUGAGCAAGGCCGCGCACCACCGGGGAGCUGAGGGCUACCUAUACUGCGUCUCUCACAGUGUACCUCCCUCCUGAGGUCCUCCAGUAGGAAAUCACCUUUUACUGCCUGUGCAAGUGAGUUAUUUUUAUUAAUGGAUAUAGAGCAAAUGUAAUUGAAAUAUUCAGUGCGUUGGCUAAGUUGAAACGCGGCAGCAGGCAGUAUAAGACACGAGUGUCGGUCAUUCAUAGGGAGCAUAAAUGCCAUCAAAAGUUUACUGCCUUACUCGACUGCGUUCACAACACGCGGAGUGCACCUGAAAGUUAUAAACAAAACUGGACUGGUCCGGCUAAUUAUAGAAAACGAGAGUGGGUGUAGAAGAUGAGGGAAGAUGGAGUGGAGGCGCGGGAGGCAGGCGGAGGACACCAACACUUCCGGGAGAUUCUGGCGGCCUUCGUCGAGGACUUCUCCAAGAGGCAGGCAGCAGGCGAGAUCAAGAUCCGCCAGAUAGAGAGGAAGCUCAACGACACCACAGGUGACCUCGGCCUCCUGCGGCGGAUCCUACACGAAUACGAAACGAAAAUCAACGAAGACAAUGAGCUCAUCCUAAGACUGCAGCGUGAGAUCGAAGCCCUGCAAGGUCGGGUAAGGCACAUUGACGAGAGGAACAGCCAGACAUCGGCCCUCAGCAGCAGGUUGGAGGUGCGGCUGGAGAACCUGAAGGAGUGCCUCAGUCAUACCUGUAACGACACCCAGCAGAGCGUGAGCAACCUGUUGGCCAAUUUUACCAAAAUCCACUUAUCUGGAGGCCAUACUGGACCGACCAAAGGCUCCGACACGGAAGAGAGCGAAGCAACCGUUGUGACUCCCGGCGCCGCUACCCCGGUUAUGUACUUCGCAUCUUCGACUGGAAACAGUUUGGAGGAGAGGAACACUGGUAAGGUAGAGGGCGCCGCGAACUCUGAACCAAACGAGACGAGCGAUCCAUUUCGAUCCGCACAUUCUCGACAGAUUUCAACCGACUGGACGACAUCCGCGUCGUGGACUUCCACGACGCUCGACUUCGUUCCUUCUGCGAGCGACGACUCGACGAAGAACGAAGGUACGUCGAUCGACUUUACCCCAGCGAACGACACAUCCCCAUCGACUGCUGAUCGUCUUGAACGCAGUGCGACCACAUCCACCAUAAUUGACACAAGCAGCUGUCAACCCGACAUCCCUCUGGAGUAUAUGGACGACGCUGUCAACACCGGAUAUGGCACCAAUUACUCAAUUGACAGUUAUCACCAGGACAGUACUGACGCCACGGCAACGACCCACAGCCUUGACGACACCCUAAAUCCUGUCCAAACACCCGUCAAUACACUCCCUGAUAACACUCAGAGUACCAGAAACUGCCAGGAUGAUACCCCGAGUCAGGAUAACAUGCUAAGUCAGGAUAACACCCUAAGUCAGGAUAACACCCAAAGUCAGGAUAAUAUCCAUAGUCAGGAUAAUAUCCAAAGUCAGGAUAACACCCAAAGUCAGGAUAAUACCCAAAGUCAGGAUAAUAUCCAAAGUCAGGAUAACACCCUAAGUCAGGAUAAUAUCCCAAGUGAGGAUAAUAUCCAAAGUCAGGAUAAUAUCCAAAGUCAGGAUAACACCCUAAGUCAGGAUAAUAUCCCAAGUCAGGAUAAUAUCCAAAGUCAGGAUAACACCCUAAGUCAGGAUAAUAUCCCAAGUCAGGAUAAUAUCCAAAGUCAGGAUAAUACCCAAAGUCAGGAUAAUAUCCAAAGUCAGGAUAACACCCUAAGUCAGGAUAAUACCCAAAGUCAGGAUAACACCCAAAGUCAGGAUAAUAUCCAAAGUCAGGAUAAUAUCCAAAGUCAGGAUAACACCCUAAGUCAGGAUAAUAUCCAAAGUCAGGAUAAUAUCCAAAGUCAAGAUAAUACCCAAAGUCAGGAUAAUAUCCAAAGUCAGGAUAAUACCCAAAGUCAGGAUAAUAUCCAAAGUCAGGAUAAUAUCCAAAGUCAAGAUAAUACCCAAAGUCAGGAUAAUAUCCAAAGUCAGGAUAACACCCUAAGUCAGGAUAAUAUCCAAAGUCAGGAUAAUAUCCAAAGUCAGGAUAAUAUCCAAAGUCAGGAUAACACCCAAAGUCAGGAUAACACCCAAAGUCAGGAUAACAUCCAAAGUGAGGAUAAUAUCCAAAGUCAGGAUAACACACCAAGUCAGGAUAACAUCCAAAGUGAGGAUAAUAUCCAAAGUCAGGAUAACACCCUAAGUCAGGAUAACACCUUAAGUCAGGAUACCACCCAAAGUCAGGAUAACACCCAAAGUCAGAAUAAUAUCCAAAGUCCGGAUAACACCCAAAGUCAGGAUAACAUCCAAAGUGAGGAUAAUAUCCAGAGUCAGGAUAACACCCAAAGUGAGGAUAAUAUCCAAAAUCAGGAUAACACCCAAAGUGAGGAUAUCCAAAGUCAGGAUAAUAUCCAAAGUCAGGAUAAUAUCCAAAGUCAGGAUAACCCCCUAAGUCAGGAUAACACCAUAAUUCAGGAUAAUAUCCAAAGUCAGAAUAACACCCAAAGUGAGGAUAAUAUCCAAACUCAGAAUAAUAUCCAAAGGCAGGAUAACACCCUAAGUCAGGACACCCAAAUUGAGGAUAAUAUCCAAAGUCAGGAUAACACCCAAAGUCUGUAUAGCAUCCAAAGUCAGGAUAACAUCCUAAAUCAGGAUAACACCCUAAGUCAGGACACACAAAGUGAGGAUAAUAUCCAAAGUCAGGAUAACACCAUAAAUCAGUAUAACACCCUAAGUCAGGAUAACACCCCAGAUCAUGAUAACACCCAAAGUCAAGAUAAUAUACAAAGUCAGGAUAUCACCCUUAGUCAGGAUAACACCCUAAGUCAGGAUAAAAUCCAAAGUCAAGAAAACAACCAAAGUCAAGAUAACACCCAAAGUCAAGAUAACACCCAAAGUCAAGAUAACACCCAAAGUUCCGACAUCACAGAAAUUUCCAUCACCCAGAGUGCUGAUGUCAUCAAAACUAGUGAUAUCACCUUAUGUCCCAACAACACCCAGAAUCCCAGCAACACCCACAGUCGCAGCGACACCCAGAAUCCCAGCGACACCCAGAAUCCCAGCGACACCCAGAAUCCCAGCGACACCCAGAAUCCCAGCAACACCCAGAAUCCCAGCGACACCCAGAAUCCCAGCGACACCCAGAAUCCCAGCGACACCCAGAAUCCCAGCAACACCCACACUGACAGCAUCUCUGCACCCGAAGAUCUCCCAUCGCCAGGCAAAAGCACAAUACCCACUGGUUCAGAACCAGAGACCCCUCAGGGCGCCAUCCCCAGGGGCGCCCUCGGAGCUGGUAAAGGUCAGGGUCCAUCGCCCCGUGGGAACAAGGUCAGGAAGACCUUCCGGGGCAGCCGCGGACAUCCCCCGUCAGGAGCUCCGAGAGGCCAGCGGACGAAGAGCUCCAGCGAAGACCCGGCCACUUCGAGUCGCUGGCCACAAGCACAUUCCUCUGGCGGAGACCGCGCCAACACGAGGGAGAGAACAGUAAGCGCCGGAGAAGAACUCUCCAACUGGAGGACGAGAACAACUAGUGAGAGCGAAGAACACUCAAAGAGGAGGAAGAAACCAACCAGAGCUGGUGAAGAACACUGGAAUAGGAGGAGAACAACGAGCGAUGGAGCUGAACACAUGAACUGGAGGGAUGUAGAAACAAACGGCGGUGAAGAACAGAGUGGCACCGGCACUCGUCAUCGUACUAUCAGCGUCCAAGAAGAACAGAUGAACACCAGGAAACAACACACGACCAGUUUCAACAGUGAACAAGGAAGAUAUAACAGAAAACACCACACGAGUGCCAGUGAAGAACACGAGAAUAAGGACAACACUAAACAGAAGAAUUCAAAGAACAAUAAAGAACACAUCGCCGCAGAAAAACAAGCAAAUAACAAGACAAAGAAAAAACUGACAGCUUCGAAAGGCAGCGAAGAACGGGUAGUUCCCACGAAGAACACAGAACAGACGUGUUCUUCAAGUAACGUCACACAAAGAAGUGAUGAACAGAUUACCUCCUCUAAGGCCAAACAACUUCAAACACCAUCUACCACAUGUGAACAAACUGCAACAUCUCUGAGCAGUGAAGAACAAACAACAGUCCAUUGCAGCGGAGAACAAAUAACAGAACAUUGCAGAGAACAGGGCGGCACUUAUGACAAAGUAGAACAAACGAAGCCUAAAAACACUGGAGAACAAGCAAAAAUCAAGCGAAACAAACAAACAAAGCACAAACAUGCAAGAAUUCCAGAUACCGAAGAACACGCGAAACCUAAUAACACUCAGGAACAAACAAUAAGCAAAACAAAUGAACAAGUAAAACCACACCGCGCUGAACAAACAAAAUUCACGAAUACUGAACAAUUAUCAAAGCCCAAACAGACUGGAAAACAAGCGAAAACUACGUCUGAAGAACAAACAAAGUCGAUGAACACUGAAGAACAAACGAAACACAAGACAAAAAUAACAAGCCAUAAGCAUACCGAAAAACAAAUAAACUACCAAAAAGCUGAAGAACAAACGAAACACAAACCAAAAGAAAAAGCAAAAACUAAGAACGCUGAAGAACAGACGAACUUCGCGUCUGCAGAACAAACAAAAUCCCCGAAUGCUAAAGAAGAAAUGAACUCCAAGACUGCAAAUCAAGCAAAACACAGAACUGAAGAACAACCAGAAUCCACGAAGACUGAAGAACAACCAGAAUCCACGAAGACUGGAGAACAACCAGAAUCCACGAAGACUGAAGAACAACCUGAAUCCACGAAGACUGAAGAACAACCUGAAUCCACGAAGACUGAAGAACAACCAGAAUCCACGAAGACUGAAGAACAGCCAGAAUCCACGAAGACUGAAGAACAACCUGAAUCCACGAAGACUGAAGAACAACCUGAAUCCACGAAGACUGAAGAACAACCUGAAUCCACGAAGACUGAAGAACAACCUGAAUCCACGAAGACUGAAGAACAAACUAGACUCAAUAUUGAUGAACAAGAAAAACUAAUGAGCGCUGAUAAACAAACGGAAAUUAAGAACAUUGAAGAACAAACAAAAGUUCGUAAUGAAGAAAGAAUACAAACUGAGGUAACUGAAGAACAAACCAAACUCAAGGAAGUAGAACAACUGAUAUCACAGGAUAGUGAUGAACAAAUGCUAUCUCAGAACUUCGAAAAACAUACGUCCAUCCAAAAAGAUGGAGAACAUGAAUGUUCUUACGAUUCUGAAGAACUCAAGAGUAAGGUGGAACAAAAUGCUAAAGAACAAGUAUGCUCUGAGGGUGCUGGAAAAUACAAGAGUAAGAAGGAACAUGAUGUUGAAGAACACAAACGUUCUCAGGGUGAAGAACACCCAAGUUCUCAGGAUGAUGAACACCUAAGUUCUCAGGAAGAACACCCAAGUUCUCAGGAUGAAGAACACCCAAGUUCUCAGGAUGAAGCACACCCAAGUUUUCAGGAUGAAGAACAUCCAAGUUCUCAGGAUGAAGAACAUCCAAGCCCUCAAGAUGAAGAACAAAGGGGUAUAAUUGAACAGAGUGUUGAAAAACACCCAAGUUCUCAUGGUGGAAUGCAACACAAAAACAGAGAAGAACAGAUCGUUGAAGAACACAAGAGCAGAGAAGAACAGGUCGUUGAAGAACACAAGAGCAGAGAAGAACAGGUCGUUGAAGAACACACAAGUUCAAAGGGUGAAACAGAACACAAGAACACAGAGGAAAAGAACGAUGAAGAACUACUAAGUUCUAAGAUCGAAGCAGAACACAAGAAUCAGGAGGAACAAAACGUAGAACACCAAAGUUCUAAGAGUGGUGCAGAACACAAGAGUAAAGAGGAACAGGACGUUAAAGAACACCCAUGUUCUCUGAGUGAAGAACACAAGAGUGCCGAAGAACACAGGGGUCAAGAAGAACCAUGUUCUCAAUCAGUCAGGCCGCGAGAGAAGCGGGUAACGUUCCGCCAAUCAGAGAGCGCGUCUCCGGAUGUAAACAAAAGCGCGGGAACUCCACAAGAAGACGCCGCAACCAGAGGCUCGUCGGACAGCAGCAGUGUGCCUUCGGGAGCCCUUGAAGGGGAAGUAGAUGGUACUGACGCACCUGAAGUGAAGCAAUGGAAGGUCCAGAACAAGAAACAGGAGGAAAAUGAGGAUGCUGAGCAGGAAAACUGUCAACGCAGAAAGCUCUUGCUGAAGGAAGAACCAGCAGCGUUCCUUCCUGACCUCCGACGUCCAAGUUUCAGGAUGGAGGAGGUGGACGAUCACCAGGAGCCAGAGAUUGGCAUGUGUGCCAACUGCGGCUUCUUGGCCAAACUGCGCUGCGCCAACUGCCGACAGGCUUUCUACUGCAAGCGAGAGUGCCAGAGGGAACACUGGAAGAACGGUCACAAGGACCAGUGCCAGCCUUUCCAGGUACUGGAGUCGGCCGCUCUAGGGAGGUACAUGGUGGCGUCACGUGACCUGAAGGCUGGUGACGUCAUACUGAAGGAGGAGCCUAUAGCAGUUGGACCUAAACAGAUCACCGAGCCUGUCUGCCUAGGCUGCUACAAGAGAGUAGACGGCUCUUACAGGUGUCAGAAGUGCAACUGGCCGUUGUGCGGAGCGGGGUGCGAGGCUUCGCCCGACCACCUGCCCGAGUGCGUGGUCGGCCAGGAGAUCGGCUCCCCCAUCGACAUUGCCGACUUCGACCAGCCCAACCAUUUCUACGAGGUCAUCUUCCCCUUGAGAUGUCUGGCUCUGAAGAAGAAGUCGCCGAAAAAAUAUGAGCAGCUGUUGUCGCUGGAGAGCCACUACGAGGACCGCAAGGGCACCCACCUCCACCAGGAGAACCAGAAGAGCAUCGUCAACUUCCUCAGAAACUACUUCUUCAUCCAGGAGUUCCCAAUUGAAGACAUAGAUAGCUCGGAGAAGUCCAUCCACACCAUCACGGGCAUCAUCGACGUCAACGCCUUGGAGAUCCGUCUGAAGGAGUCUGAGGUGCUGGGGCUGUACCCGACCUUCGCCAUGUUGGAGCACUCCUGCACGCCCAAUACCAAGCACGCCUUCGCCAAGGACCGCCAGGUGGUAGUCAAGGCGGCAGUGGACAUCAAGCGUGGGGAGCACAUCAGUACAAUGUACACCCACAUACUGUGGGGCACAGCAGCACGGAGAGACCAUCUUAAGCACAGCAAGUACUUCAUGUGCACCUGCUUCCGCUGCUCAGAUCCCACUGAGCUCGGAACACAUUUCUCUGCUCUACGGUGUAAACAGUGCACUAACGGGUUCAUCUUGUCAGCCGCGCCCCUAGACGAGCUGGCUACCUGGAUCUGCACCUCCUGUAACGCCACCGUGGCCGCUGAUGAAGUCACGGAAAUUAAUCUUAAACUUGGAGAAGAAAUUGAGGCAGCGUUAGCCAUGCCGGUUCUGGGAACGCUGGAAAAACUGGUGCAGCGACACGCUAAGACAACCGUCCACCCUAAUCACUUCCAUCUUUUCGCAGCUCGCCACACUGUCCUACAGAUGUACGGCCGCGACCCUUCCAGCGUGGGUCAGGAGUCCAUGAAGAAGAAGGAGAAGAUGUGCCAGGACUUCCUGAAGGUCUGCACAGCUCUGGAUCCAGGCAUGGCUAGACUGGCGCCUUACGCCGGUGUGGCGCUCUAUGAGUACCACCUAGCAGUCCUGGCCCGCGCGCGCCAGGAACCCGACGCCAAACACGUGGAUUCCGUAGCGCUCAAAAAGGAUGUGGAGACGGCCAAGGCUCUCCUGCAGCAGUGUAUCCGCGUGCUACAAGACGAGCCUAAGGACCAGCCGGAGGGUCAACUGUGCCAUGUUGCUCAACAGAACCUGGCGGAGUUGCGGCAGUGGGAGGCGACCCUAAACGCUCCAUAAGUGUCGCCAGUACAUGUCUGGUGCUCCAAUGAUAGGCUCGUUGCCUCUCUUCUGCAUGGGUCGCCCCCCCUCGAGUCCUCGACGCUGCCCAUUGCUACUGUGAGGUUGUCUACCGGGUAGCCCGUGGUGUCGGGAGUAACACGUGAUUGCUCAUCGGAAAGUUCAUCUUCGACACGAACAUUUGCUCCUUACGUACGUGGAGAUGAAGUGAAGGAUGCCAUGCCUAAUACAGCUUGGCACUAGAGUUCAAUGGAUACUGGGAACUCAUCGUAUCUUAAGCUAAUACCUGUAUGAUUUCCUCGUAGCUUACAGCUAGGCUAAGAUUGAAGUGUUAAAAUACAGAUUUUAAGUUUACUUCCACUGAACAAUAGAUUAGCUCACGAAACUGUGUACAGUUCACGUUGACUUGAGGUUGUUUUAGAUAUUAAGGGUUUCGGCGCCACGCCACAAGGAAGGUCUAGCCAGGAGGACCCGUGUUGGCCGCCACAAUUCAGCGGAGCCUCGCUACAUCGCCGCCACAAUUCAGCGGAGCCUCGCUACAUCGCCGCCACAAUUCAGCGGAGCCUAGCUACAUCGCCGCCACAAUUCAGCGGAGCCUCGCUACAUCGCCGCCACAAUUCAGCGGAGCCUAGCUACAUCGCCGCCACAAUUCAGCGGAGCCUAGCUACAUCGCCGCCACAAUUCAGCGGAGCCUAGCUACAUCGCCGCCACAAUUCAGCGGAGCCUAGCUACAUCGCCGCCAACAUUUGCUUUGUAUCCAAUUUUAGAUAGAAAAAAACAACAAAAAAAAGAUCGUUCUGCUUUAUGGAACCUGAAACACAAUUUAUGUGAUAAGUGUUAUUUACUAAAGACUUUUACAUGUUAAAUGGAAGUGUGGAUGUUAAUUUUUUGUCUAGUAUUAAGUCCUUACUUUCGUUCCUAAGAAUAACAGCGUUUGUUAAACUGGAAAUAUGAUCAAGUUUUAACUAUUGAUAAUAAGAGUAAAUCUCUAUUAAACAUA